AUCAAUGUACAAGAAACAUUACGUUUUUGCAUGAUCAUCAAAGAUGAGCGUUUUCGAAAAAAGAAAAUUCAUUCUAGAGUAUCUUUUUGAUAUGAGUAAUUUCAAAAAUUCUACUCAGGUUAACAUCAGUGAAGUAAACCAGACUUCAUCGCCCAAAAGUUACGAAAGCAAGAAAGAAAUCGUUAUGGAAGAUAUAAGCCCAAUAGAAUUAAAGUUGGACGAUAUAACGACCAUAGGAUUUGCAAAAGACACCAGUCAAGAACCUGAAGAUUCAGGCGACUGGAAAUAUUGCGAAAGACUUCCAACCAGCUGGACUACAACUUCACGCCUACCCGAAAUGGACAUUGCUAUGCUACAGCCAUCAAUCAAUUCAUACGGUUAUGAAUAUAAACGAAAAAAUCUGUACAGUUUAUCCGAUUCAAAUCGUCGUACCUGUUGGCCAUCUUGUUUAGCCGAAUCGACCGAACGUCCACAAGUUGAAGCUACUGCAUCAAAGAACAGCAAUCUACUGUAUGAGGUUAGGGAAUAUUUGGCAAAUUAUCAAGAAACUUAUGGAACACCGCGUAGCGAAUAUUCAUUUGCUGCUCUUGUCAGGGUCAUGGGUCAAGCGACAGGCAGAUCACUUCUAGCAUUGUUCUAUAUCAUAGUGAAUGUAGCUCCUGUUGCUGAGGUCUUCCUGCACAUAUUGCGCUUUAUACUAGACAGAGCAAUAAGUAUUCUGAACACGAGCGAUCGUCGUCAAAUAUUAAUCAAGUAUUUUGUCCUCGGAGUGCAAUUAAUCAGCGUUUAUAUUUGUCUAGUAUUUAUUUUCGGCUCUAUCGUCGUGCCAAUCGUGCAAAUGGUUUUUGGUAUAUUGACUAAAAUCAUGCUGUACGGCUGAACUGGACAAUGCGAACAAGUUCACCGGCUAGGACAGAACAAAUAAAAUAUCCGCUAACUUAAA
Molecule: messenger RNA, 943 nt
Organism: Cephus cinctus (wheat stem sawfly)
Lineage: Eukaryota; Metazoa; Arthropoda; Insecta; Hymenoptera; Cephidae
Exons: 4
Coding region: 44-880 (278 amino acids)
Source: RefSeq, a predicted model, not a curated record